UGCCUCUGCAGCUACCGCGCUGUGAUAUUGCUGCAUAUGACAUCCACAUGUCAAUCUUGCUUAUGAACACCACCUCUUCCAGCAUACGAGGCUUUCGUAUCUCUUGCUCUACAGUUGUCUCAAUGCACUGAAGUAGACGGCGUGGAAAUGCCACAACGGGCCAGUGCGAGUCAUGCUGCUUGAAAUUUUGGUCUCGACCGAUUCAUUUCUUGACGCUUCAUCACUAGAACUACUGCAUGCUCUGAUAGUCUUUCGCUUUUCUCCCUACUUGCACGCUUCUAUAUGGUAUUGAAGCAUGUGGCUAAGCCAUUCCGCACUGGCUUCGCAUCCUAUCAAGCUGCCUUGCUCCGUCGGCCUCUGACUGUUCAGCUUUCGUCUGGCACAGCUCUCGUGCUGCUCGGCGAUUUCAUCGCUCAAAAGCUGAUUGAACGUAAGCCAGACUACGACUGGAAGCGUGCUAGUGUCAUGGUCGCUCUACGUGGCAUCUUUCAUUCGGGUGCCAUCAUUGCCUGGUACCGAUUCCUCAAUACCCGACUCGCUAUGCCUAAUGCAACACGCAGUCGCCGCAUGUUUACACAUCUAUUCCUAGAUCAGGCAUUCUUCGGACCUAGCAAUGUCAUCUUCUUCUUUGUCGCUUCUGGCAUACUCGAAGGUAAGUCAAAAGACCAAAUCAGUGAAAAACUUCAAGAUCGCGGUCUCGCUACUGUUGCAUCUGCUUGGUGUGUCUGGGUCCCUUUUCAAGCAAUCAUGUUUCGCUUUGUGCCUGCAGCAGAUCAAAGGCUCAUUCUGGGGCAGACUCUAGCUAUUGGAUGGAAUGGCUACAUGUCGUACGCGAAUGCCAAUAGGAGCAAGGCUCUCCAGGUGCGAAAAGGCGGCCAGACGCCGAUGGUCCAGCUCCACACUUGACGGAAACUGAGACUUCCUGAUCCACAAGCAUAUUGCUGCUUGGAGCCAAGUUAUCUUCGGCACGUCAAUCGCACACGUUAGGCAUCCUUCGAAAUGAUGUCGCAAUGGGUAACCUCAGACGGGCGAGCUUCAUCCUCUUGUUUCUGACACUGUGACUAUUCAUUGCGCGCCCCUGACGCAAGGUCGGCAUAGGGUCAAAAUCCCGCACUCAGUAAGUUCAGGAGUCUUCGCUCCAAGAGAUCUUCGAAGCUGAGCUACACUUCAUGAGCUUUGUCAGUUGCGAGGAGACUAGACCUUUCAAGGUGCUAAGCACUAAAGCUGGACAGAGUGUGUUCAUGCUGACGGCCCA
Messenger RNA from Protomyces lactucae-debilis, 1255 nucleotides. RefSeq lists its product as uncharacterized. The transcript has a single exon. Gene Ontology annotation, cellular component: membrane; cytoplasm. Lineage: Eukaryota; Fungi; Ascomycota; Taphrinomycetes; Taphrinales; Protomycetaceae. Bases 283 to 906 code for a protein of 207 amino acids. The record is from RefSeq and is a predicted model, not a curated record.